This is a messenger RNA of Amorphotheca resinae ATCC 22711, 334 nucleotides long. RefSeq lists its product as hypothetical. Bases 9 to 302 code for a protein of 97 amino acids. Gene Ontology annotation, cellular component: cytosolic small ribosomal subunit. The record is from RefSeq and is a predicted model, not a curated record. Gene Ontology annotation, molecular function: structural constituent of ribosome. The transcript has 4 exons. NCBI's taxonomy places the organism in Eukaryota, Fungi, Ascomycota, Leotiomycetes, Helotiales, Amorphothecaceae.
CGUUCACCAUGGCACCAGCAAACACUGGAGCAAAGAAGCAAAAGAAGAAGUGGUCCAAGGGCAAGGUCAAGGACAAGGCCCAGCACGCUGUCAUCCUUGACAAGGCCACUUCCGACAGACUCUACAAGGAUGUCCAAUCAUACCGUCUCGUCACCGUUGCCACCCUCGUCGACAGACUAAAGAUCAACGGUUCUCUCGCGCGAAGAUGUCUGGCAGAUUUGGAGGAGAAGGGACAGAUCAAGAAGGUUGUUGGCCACAGCAAGUUGAACAUCUACACCCGUGCUGUUGCUGCUGCGGAAUGAGAAGAUCGUUCGGUACCUGUUUCUACGAUAUC